AUCGAGCCAUAAAUCUCUUAGUCCGCCACCCGAAAUGGCGGGGACGUACUAUUUUGUAAUUGUAGGUCAUUCGGACAAUCCCAUUUUUGAGAAAGAUUUCAUCCCUGUUCCAAAGGAGGUUAAGAAAGAGGACAACAGGCACUUGAACCAGUUUAUUGCCCACGCAGCGCUAGAUCUCGUAGAUGAGCAUAUGUGGAAGGUCACUAACACUUACCUGAAGUCUGUGGACAAGUUCAACCAGUGGUUUGUGUCUGCUUUUGUCACUGCUAGUCAGAUGCGCUUCAUAAUGGUUCAUGAUGCGCGAAAUGAAGAUGGUAUCAAGAAUUUCUUCACAGAUGUGUAUGAAUCUUACAUAAAGCUCAUGCUGAACCCAUUCUAUAAGGAGGACACGCCCAUCACACUCCCUGCAUUUGACAAGAAGGUGCAGUUCUUAGGGAAGAAGUAUCUAACAUAGUCCAAUAGUAUUGAUAUUACAAGCUAAUUUAUUGUUGAAAGGCUACCCUG
Molecule: messenger RNA, 504 nt
Organism: Cydia amplana
Lineage: Eukaryota; Metazoa; Arthropoda; Insecta; Lepidoptera; Tortricidae
Gene: Trs20
Product: trafficking protein particle complex subunit 2
Exons: 3
Coding region: 35-454 (139 amino acids)
Biological process (GO): endoplasmic reticulum to Golgi vesicle-mediated transport
Cellular component (GO): nucleus; TRAPP complex; cytoplasm
Source: RefSeq, a predicted model, not a curated record